Triticum aestivum (bread wheat) is the source of this 2435-nucleotide messenger RNA. Its product is annotated as growth hormone-regulated TBC protein 1. The transcript is spliced from 8 exons. Gene Ontology annotation, biological process: regulation of GTPase activity. The coding region runs from base 741 to 1991 and encodes 416 amino acids. Lineage: Eukaryota; Viridiplantae; Streptophyta; Magnoliopsida; Poales; Poaceae. The record is from RefSeq and is a predicted model, not a curated record. Gene Ontology annotation, molecular function: GTPase activator activity; small GTPase binding.
CGUUGAGCAGGCGCGCACGUACUGCGAACUACUCAUCCAAAAAAGAUCCCCUUUUUAUUUCACCACCACCAACAACUCUCGAUUGAUUUGGUCCUCUCCUAUCCGGUCCCGUGCGAUACAAAAUUGAUUGAUCGAUCCAUCAUUUUCCGUUUCUCCUUUAAUCCUCUGACCAAAUCGCCCACCGACCGCUUCCUCCCCAUCCCAUCACCGCAAUGCCGUGCUCGUCUUCAAUGGAGGAGGUCGCCCGCCGGUCACCGUCGGUCCUGUGAUCCGCCGCAUCGCCCACUUGCUCCCCGUCCCCCGUCCCGGCGCUCCGGCCUCGUCCGCUGCGGCCGCCACGCCCCGGCGGCAAGGGUCGGUCCGGCCGAAUCGAGCCUCUUCGCGGCGGGAGAGCGGGGCGAGGUCCGGUCCGGGGUGCCGCGAGCGGGAGAGCGGGAGCAGAGUGUUCUGCCUGCCGGCGGUAGCGGAGGCCGGCCUCGGUUUGAGCUCGUGGAGGUGGAGUUGGGGUUGGGGUUGGGAUUGAGAUUCCAGCGGCGGUGAGCGGCCCCAACAGAUCCACGCAUCCAGCGCGGCGGUGACUCGGCCCCCUUCCUUCUUCCAGCUGCUAGAGCUAGCCAGGGGUCAACACAGCGAGAAAGGAAACCAAGGAAGCAUUGCAAAACAGGCUUUAUUUUGGGGGUAGAUUGAUUUUUAAAUAAAGAUACAUUAUAUAGCAUCACAUCAGACUUCUGGACAGGAAUAUGUUUGGGAUCCAACCAAGGGACGUGUCAGAUGACGAUUUCAACCCGAGGAGGAGGAGGUGGUCAUUGUGGACCACGCCACCUGCAUCCAUGCCCACCACCAGCCACACUAGCAGGCCCCGGAAGGGCCAUGCCAACGCCUACCACAUGUCGGUCAAGUUUGAAGAUCUCUGCGGCUUCAUGGUGGAGGGCAAUGUGGACGAUGUCAAUGUGCUGAACGAGGUGAGGGAGAGGAUAAGGGAGCAAGGGAGGGUGUGGUGGGCGCUGGAGGCAAGCAAGGGCGCAAACUGGUACCUCCAGCCGAGGAUCUCCUCCAACGGUGGCCAGGGUGUGAUUAGUGUCACGUCGCUCAAGCUAUCAGUGCUCACCAAUACAGUGACAUUGAGGAGGCUGAUCAGGAAGGGGGUGCCGCCAGCGCUGAGGCCGAAGGUAUGGCUGUCGGUGUCUGGUGCAGCCAAGAAACGAUCGACAGUGCCUGAGACAUACUAUGACGAGCUGAUCAGGGCCACGGAGGGGAAAACCACGCCGGCCACUCGCCAAAUUGACCAUGAUCUCCCUCGCACCUUCCCUUGCCAUCCCUGGUUGAACAGUGAGGAAGGCCAGGCAUCUCUUCGACGUGUACUUGUUGGGUACUCAUUCCGUGAUUCAGAAGUUGGAUAUUGCCAGGGUUUGAAUUAUGUAGCCGCUCUGUUGUUGCUCGUUAUGAAGACAGAGGAAGAUGCAUUUUGGAUGCUGGCCGUACUCUUGGAAAAUGUUCUUGUCAGUGAUUGUUAUACUGAUACUCUUUCUGGAUGCCAUGUUGAGCAGAGAGUAUUCAAAGAUCUGCUAGCUAAAAAAUGCCCCAGGAUUGCUGCUCAUCUUGAAGCAAUGGGCUUUGAUGUUUCACUUGUUGCCACAGAAUGGUUCUUAUGUCUCUUCUCCAAAACAUUGCCUUCGGAGACAACCCUCCGGGUGUGGGAUGUUCUAUUCAAUGAAGGAGCAAAGGUCUUGUUCCAUGUCGCUCUAGCAAUUUUCAAGAUGAGAGAGGACGAUCUUCUACGCAUCCAACAUAUUGGUGAUGUAAUUGAUGUUCUGCAAAGCACUGCCCAUCACCUAUACGAGCCAGAUGAACUGCUCACGUUUGCUUUCGAUAAGAUUGGCUCCAUGACAACGAACACGAUCACAAAAGAAAGGAAACGGCACGAGACGGUGGUCAUGGCGGAGCUCGACCAAAGAACCAGACGGCUGGGGUCGCUCAAGAUGGAUGCAUGAUGCGCAGUAAAAAACAUGUGAAGAGGCUUAGCUGAAGCCCUGUGUGUUUUGAAGAAAGGCGAGACGACAUGGCGAGUUUGCACUCAAUUCCUGGUCAGACUGGAUUCUGCGACGAGUAAAAAACCCGCUCGAGGUCCACUGAAAACAGGAAUGUAUUAUGGGAAGUUGCCAAAACUGCAAAUGUGGGUUUGUUUUUGGGACCUUCAUAUUUGUGUGUUUCUGUGCGUGUGCACGAUGCCGUGGGAUCAGGUUCUGCCGCUGGUUGAAACCUGUACGAAUCCGAUGCUUGUCGGCAGCGCUCAUGGCAUUUGCUUGAUUUGUAGUCCCGAUUUGUCGUGCGUGUGAGAUGGAGCUAAAAAAAAUUCUUCUGUUUUUUACCAAUAACUUGAUCUUGCUUCUGGUUGAAGUUGUGAUAUGGAUUUGAUGUGGUUGACAGUUGAGAAA